CUUUUUCACUCUGACAUUGAACUCGAGAAACAGGGGAAAAAGGAUUUGAUUUUUUCUCUUUUGUAUUAUGGGCUCGGAGACGGGUUCAUCGCCGUCGUCUGCUCCGGCGAUCGCAGCAGCGGCAGCAGCAUCGUCAUCAUCAGCCACAUCGUCCCCAACUGGUACUGGUAAGAGAAAUAGAGACCCAGAAGACGAGGUUUAUGUCGAUAAUCUUCACUCUCACAAACGUUAUCUUAGUGAGAUAAUGGCAUCAAGUUUAAAUGGAUUGACAGUGGGAGACACCCUACCAGAUAAUAUAGUGGAUUCUCCAUCAAGAUCCGAAAGCAUGCUCUACAUCAGGGACGAGAUGUCCUUUCAAUAUUCACCAAUGUCAGAAGAUUCAGAUGAUUCACGGUGUUAUGAGGCUUUGACGAAUACCAGCUCACCCCAACGUGAGAGCGCACCAACUAGUCCAGUCUCACCCUACCGAUAUCACAGACCAAUGAAUGGGUUCUCAUCAUGCCCUCCCUCCACAUCAUAUCCGUCACAUUCCUGCAACUUCCCUCCAGCCACAUCCUCCCAGCCUCGUCAACGAGGCUCUGAUUCUGAGGGUCGAUUUCCAUCAUCACCCAGUGACAUAUGCCACUCUGCUGACUUAAGGAGAGCUGCACUUUUGCGGUCUGUGCAAAUGAGGACUCAACCUCCUGGACCAACAUCAUUUGAAUUGCAUUUUACUCCAGGGCAGGAACCUAAUCAUAUGGAGACCGAGGACCGGCCUUGUUCCUACAUGAAGUCUUUAGUUGAUGAGAGAGAAUAUAAGAUUGAAGAAUGCUCCUCAAUGAGUGUAUCAGCACCCGAAAAUGGGGAAGAUCCCUGUAGAAUUUUGAAUAUGGGACCAAAAGAAGAUGAAUCUGUAGAUUAAACACAGUAUGUGUCGUUGUCCUUAAUAAGGACUUCAGUUACUGCACUGUGCAUGACUAGAACUUUCAGAGGAUCG
Molecule: messenger RNA, 976 nt
Organism: Solanum verrucosum
Lineage: Eukaryota; Viridiplantae; Streptophyta; Magnoliopsida; Solanales; Solanaceae
Exons: 3
Coding region: 68-901 (277 amino acids)
Source: RefSeq, a predicted model, not a curated record